UUGAUUCCGUGCACGGCGGAUGCCUGGCAAUUAUUGGAGCAUCUAAGACGGGUUUGCUGCCGGAAAACUCUGUCUCGGUCACUUCAUCCAUACACAAGCCAGUAUGCUACUUGGGGCAUCUGAGGACGACGCUGUUUCGGAUCGUCACAUUUAUCUGAAUGAUCCUUUGAAAAAUGCCACUCAAAAGUUUCUACACAACUCUAUAACUACGGGGAAAUAUAACUUUGCGACCUUUUUGCCAAAGUUCUUUUAUGAGCAAUUCAGCAAAUAUGCAAACUUGUUUUUCCUCUUUACGGCCAUUAUUCAGCAAAUCGGAGACUUGUCGCCGACAAAUAAAUUUGGCACGGUUAUACCACUGUCAAUCGUUCUGGUGGCAUCGGCAGUUAAGGAAAUCAUGGAAGACAUGAAGCGGCAUUCGCAAGAUGCCGAGACCAACGCUCGAUCUGUCAAGGUUCUCUCUGGAUCUCAAUUUAUUCCAAAGCAAUGGCGCCACGUAGUUGCGGGUGAUAUUGUCAGAGUUGAGAACGGACAGUUCUUUCCGGCCGACCUCAUCCUCCUGAGCUCAAGUGAGCCAGAUGCCCUAUGCUACAUUGAAACAAGUAACUUGGAUGGUGAGACAAAUCUGAAGAUUCGACAGGGACUACCGGAAACGGCAAACUAUCUCACGCCGGAGGACGUGGCCAAGCUUGAAGGUGUAAUCAAAUCAGAGCAGCCAAACAAUUCGCUCUAUACAUAUGAAGGCACACUCCGUUUGGGCAGCAAGGAAAUACCACUGGACCCAGCGCAGUUGUUACUCCGAGGAGCUAUGCUUCGAAACACACGUUGGAUUUACGGCGUUGUGGUAUUUACAGGACACGAAACAAAGCUUAUGAAAAAUGCCACCGCAACGCCAAUCAAAAGAACAAAAGUCGAACGACUUGUAAACACUGAAAUUACCUUCUUAUUUGUUCUUUUGGUCGCACUGGCGGUGACAUGUGCCCUGGGCGCUCUUGGUCGGCAACUGGGUAACCCUUUCGAAAGAGAGGUUCUGCUUCUCGAUCCGGGUACCGCAUGGGCCAGAUUUCCCGGAAAUAUCCUCACAUAUAUCAUUCUGUUUAACAAUUUAAUUCCUCUCAGUCUCAUCGUGACCAUGGAGUUGGUCAAAUACAUCCUCGGGGCGUUCAUCAAUCAGGACGCCGACAUGUAUCAUGAGGAAAGCAACUCACCUGCCAUGGCGAGGACGUCGUCCCUAGUUGAGGAACUGGGACAGAUCGACUAUAUUUUCUCAGAUAAGACGGGCACUCUCACAUGUAACGUCAUGGAGUAUCGGAUGUGCACGAUUGCAGGCAUUGCAUAUGCGGAGGUAGUUCCCGAGGACAAGAGAGUUCGCGUGGACGAGAAUGGAAAGGAGGUUGGGUAUUGGGACUUUCAAAAGCUGAAGCAUAAUGAACAAAACCACGCAACGGCGCCUGUGAUCCAGGAGUUUAUGAGGCUUUUAGCUGUCUGCCAUACUGUUAUUCCUGAAGCAAAUGAAGAAACUGGCGAGAUAAAUUUCCAGGCAUCAUCCCCCGAUGAAGGCGCGUUGGUUAAAGGAGCUCAAAAGCUGGGUUGGGCUUUUACAACUCGUCGUCCCCGUUCGGUCAUGUAUUCCCACAAUGGCCAAUCGUACGAGUACGAAGUUCUCAAUAUUUGCGAAUUCAACUCAACUCGUAAGCGCAUGAGUGCAGUUGUCCGUGGUCCCGACGGCAAGAUCAAAUUGUAUGUCAAAGGAGCUGACACCGUCAUUUUGGAACGGCUCGCACAGCAUAAUCCUUACGUUGAAACGACUUGCGCAAACUUGGAAGACUACGCAAAUGAAGGGCUGCGGACUCUUUGUAUUGCAUAUCGCGAUGUUUCAAAUGAAGAGUAUGCUGAGUGGUCAAAGAUUUACGAAAAAGCUGCCACAACCAUCAAUAAUAGAGGCGCUGAAUUGGACAAGGCCGCUGAAUUGAUAGAAAAAGAACUUUUUUUGCUUGGAGCUACGGCGAUUGAGGACAGAUUGCAAGAUGAAGUACCCGAUACCAUUCACACACUUGCUCAAGCCGGAAUCAAGCUUUGGGUGUUGACAGGUGAUCGGCAGGAAACAGCCAUCAAUAUUGGUUAUUCUUGCAAGCUGAUUACGGAGGAAAUGAGUUUAAUUGUGUGUAAUCAAUCGACGCAUUUUGAGACAAAAGAGUUCUUAUUACAAAAGCUGAAUGCCGUAAGGGCGUCAGUGUCAGGCGCACCCAUUGCGCCCGUGAACGACGACUAUGGAUUCGGGGCGUAUGUCAAGAAGGGCUAUGCUAUGUUUGGCUUUGAAAGGAAAGCACCCAAGAUGAGCAAAGAUUCAAUUCCGGAAGCAGAGCCGCUGGCUCUUGUUAUCGAUGGACGCACCCUCGAAUAUGCUCUUGAAGACGACAUCAAGUUUACCUUCCUUGCACUGGCUACGAUGUGCAAGGCUGUCAUCUGCUGUCGCGUUUCUCCCCUGCAGAAAGCUCUCGUUGUGAAGCUCGUCAAAAAGAACGUUGCAGAUUGCGUCACGCUGGCAAUUGGUGACGGUGCUAAUGAUGUCUCGAUGAUUCAAGCUGCGCAUGUAGGUAUCGGCAUUUCUGGAAUGGAAGGUCUUCAAGCUGCUCGUGCUGCCGAUUUCGCAAUCGCCCAGUUCAGAUUCCUGAAGAAAUUGCUCCUUGUCCAUGGAGGAUGGGCCUACUCACGAAUGAGUAAAUUGGUCUUGUAUAGUUUCUAUAAGAACAUUACUCUAUACUUGAUUCAGUUGUGGUUUACGAAAGACAAUGGCUUUUCCGGACAGACGCUUUUUGAAACUUGGACGCAAGCAGCCUAUAAUAUCAUCUUUGCAGUGUUCCAGCCCAUCGCCAUUGGUAUCUUUGAUCAAUACGUAUACAGUCGCACACUUGAACGCUACCCCCAGCUUUACCGACUUGGACAGACUGGGGAAUUCUACAAUCACAACGCUUUCUGGGCAUGGAUCAUCAACUCCUUCUUCCAUUCCCUUCUCAUGUACUAUCUUAUGCAUGCAGUUUACGGGGAAGGUGUUAUGCUCGGCCUCGGAGGCUAUGCAGCCAACAUUUGGAUUUUCGGCGAAAUGAUAUAUACGACUGACUUGAUCACCAUUACCCUUAAAGCCGCCAUAACGUGCUCUACCUGGGUCAAGUUUACGCACAUUGCUGUGUGGGGGAGUAUUGGAGUGUGGUUCUUCUUGUUCCCCAUUUAUGCCACUGUUGCGCCCAUGAUUGGGGUGGCCAGGAUGGAACUGCAAGGAAUGAUGCCUUUCAUGUUUGGAGCGGCUACGUUCUGGUGGGCCAUCAUUUUGGUGCCUCUCGUGGCAAACUUGCGAGAUUUUACUUGGAAAUUUUUCAAGCGCCAGGCCCUCCCUCGCUCCUACCAAAUUGUUCAAGAGAUUCAGAAAUAUAACAUCCAAGACCACCGACCAAGGGCAGAAGUCUUCCGGAAAGCUGUUACAAAAGUGCGCCAGUUCCAGCGUGUUAAGCGCAACCGCGGAUUUGCGUUCUCGCAAAACGAGAGUGGGCAGGCGGCAUUGAUUAGGUUGUAUGACACAACACGAAGGAAGCCGCGGGGAUAGAAAGACUCGAGCUACUUACUGCUCACGAACUAGUUGCGCGUUGUUAGAACUCAUAGUCACUAGUUGUUAUAUACUCAAACAUGGAUUCAAGGGUCUGCCAUUCUCAA
This is a messenger RNA of Spizellomyces punctatus DAOM BR117, 3705 nucleotides long. RefSeq names its product phospholipid-translocating P-type ATPase, flippase. Lineage: Eukaryota; Fungi; Chytridiomycota; Chytridiomycetes; Spizellomycetales; Spizellomycetaceae. Gene Ontology annotation, biological process: phospholipid translocation; post-Golgi vesicle-mediated transport; endocytic recycling. The coding region runs from base 104 to 3598 and encodes 1164 amino acids. The transcript is spliced from 7 exons. The record is from RefSeq and is a predicted model, not a curated record. Gene Ontology annotation, molecular function: ATPase-coupled intramembrane lipid carrier activity; magnesium ion binding; ATP hydrolysis activity. Gene Ontology annotation, cellular component: plasma membrane.